Molecule: messenger RNA, 7650 nt
Organism: Motacilla alba alba
Lineage: Eukaryota; Metazoa; Chordata; Aves; Passeriformes; Motacillidae
Gene: RNF168
Product: ring finger protein 168
Exons: 9
Coding region: 3718-5553 (611 amino acids)
Biological process (GO): double-strand break repair; protein ubiquitination
Cellular component (GO): nucleus; site of double-strand break
Molecular function (GO): nucleosome binding; ubiquitin-protein transferase activity
Source: RefSeq, a predicted model, not a curated record
GUGUGUUGGUGCAUCCAUGCCCUAUAUUUGGAUAUACAGGCUAUAAAAAGCCUCGGAACAAACAACCUCCUGCAGGACUCAGAUCCCCUGUCCCUGCUGUUGCUGCCGGCUACGGGAGAGGAGCGAGCCCGCUCCGGCUUUCAUUCCCUCUCUUGGUGUGCUCCAGGAAGAUGGCGAAAGCCAGCAUCUCCCUGCGCUCCCUGAACGAGACGCUGAACAGUGAAAAGGAUCCCUGCCAAGAGUAUCACAGCUGAUGGGAUGCAGUACUUCUGCUCAGGAAAUGCAUGAUUAUGUGUUGACAGACAGACAGCUGACAGACUUGGAAAGAAACUGCUCCUCUUGUCGAGGUACUGCUCAUACUGUUGGUUCACCCACAGCCUUUAUGACUUUGAGUCACACGAUGGUGAACACAAAAGUAGCUAUUGGAGACUUGACCAGAGGGAAAAACGAUGAAACAACUCCUGAAAGGAAAAAGUGAAAAUUAAUUCUGUGGGAAACUGCUUGAAGAAGUGUGUGUCUAAUGUACCGUGGAGUGAGAGAACGGGGAGAGCUUGGAGAAGUGUGGGAUGCUGCACUGGCCUGGAAAAUCAAACCCACAGAGUGACAGCUCUAAAAUGUCAUUUUCUGUAAAUGCCUAAAUAGCAGAAGUAAGGUUUCACAUAGAACCACACUUCCAGAGAAUUGGGAAUGCUGGGGCUUCUACUGCAUGGCUUCCAAGUAUAUUCUGUGUGCUAACGAGAGAGGAAUUUUAAAAGUUUUCUGGUAAAGAAUGGGGAUGUGGUUUGUGUGUACACUAGUCAGAGUUAGAGGUCACUGACUGAGUGGUAACUUCACUUACACUAAAGGAAAAAGUGUUCAGCGGUCAUGAUGGAAAUGAAAACAGAAGGUUUAAUCCAUUCUUCCUCUUUUCAUUCCAAACGCAGAUCAAGAGGCAGUAGCACUCUAUCAGAAUUCACUUACAGCUGUGGGAGUUCACUGUGGAUCUACCGUGGUAUAACUGAACAGACAUUUUUAGAUCCAAAAUUGGCAAAUGCUGAAAUAUUUGUUGCAGGUGCUUAAAAUACAGAAGAAUAAUUUACAGACAGGCAAUUAAAAAUGUUUGAGAGACAAAACUGGUCAAAUAGUUAAGCAAGGCUGCUGAGAAACUACUGCUGCACUGAGAGUAGCGUUAGUGAUGAGAUCUUAGAUAACUUCACUCUUACUUGUAGAGGAGGAAGUUGGAGAAUGGGCUGUGAGGAAGCUUAUUUACCAUGAUAAGAAGCUGCAAACCAGCAAUUCACCGGCAAGAACACUCAUUAUCUGACAACCCAGCUCUGAAAGUCAUUCACAGCAAACUCCAACUCGCCUCACCUCAGCUUCUGCACUUGCUCUCUCUGUGCCGACAGAUUCGAUCCGAUUAUGACACAUCAAUCCUUCCAGCUCUUCUGAACUCCCCACAUUUCGACAUGACACCAGCUUAGUUUUCCAAUUAAAGUUCUAUUUUCGUCCCAAAAUUCUUGCCGAAGCAAGAGGAGUCCUACAACAGUAAGAGGAACUUCAACCAGGGUGCAGAGGAAGCCUCUAGCCCCAGGGAACAACAGAAAAUCCUUAGACAAGGAUCUGCACAAGCGGCCAGACAAUGAAUUAAGGUCGGGGAUACUUAGUAAAAUAUGCCACUGUUGAAGGCUUUUUAUUUUCUCCUCAUUCAGGUCAGCAGCAGACAGAAUCCAAAGUAGGGUUUGGUUUGGAGAAGGGGGAGGCAGGAAUAGAGACAGGCAGGGAGAGGGAGGAGCUGCUGAUAGGAAAAAAUGGCAUUUUUGGUCCAUCUCUUAUAACACCAGGCAUUAAAAUACCGUGGGAUACAUGUCAAAGAAUGGAAAAAUGUUUGAAGGGUUUUGUUUUGGCUUUUUAUCUUUUAAUGUCAUCACCAGCUGCUGUGUAUUUUGUCCUUACAAAAAGUUCAUCCAAAGAUCCAGAUAAUAGAGUGUUUAACACAGGUAGGUCACAGAAGCAGUGGAGCAAACUAGGAAUGAAAAAAGAUAAGGAAAAAUAUGUAGGUAAUAAUAUUUGCUGAUAGUGUAGUUAUUGUUAGCUGAUGCAGCCUGAAGUUUUGCCAGUAAAAUAAAGAGGAAAAUCACAAAAAAUUUUGUAAGGAGUAGGUGAUGCUCUGCUAGUGAAUUGCUACUGACCACCUAGAACUGAGUAGUUCAGUACUUAGGAAGGGACUUUGAAUGAUUUAUAUUAGCUUUCAGAUCCUCAGGAUUCUCAAUAACACACCUUGAUGUCAAUCAGGUAACAGGAAAAUGUGAAGAAAACUGUCUUUAUAAAAACGACCCACAGUGACAGAAGCCCAGCACACCCUGUGUCUCCAGGAAAGGGAGAUAUGAGUACAAAAAUAAAUAGUAGCAUUCCCUCGUACCUUGUCUCAACACAGCAAGUUCUUUUAAACCAGGCAGUUUUCUUCGGCAAAAGUGGAGUGGCUUAAAACUCAAAACCUCAUCUUUAUAAUUUACGAUUUUAAAUAGGGAAAAACACAACAGAUAGCAAAUAAUGAAAAAAGCAGUUAAUAAAUACAAGCUGUGAAGUCGUUUUUAUCACAGUUGUUCCAUGGAAGGACGGUCCUAUUAAAAAAAAACCAAAACAACAACACUGCAGGUGGCUUUAUUAUUUGCAUAAUUUUUAACCAGAGGAGUAAUGAGAAGUUCUGCUCAAUGUUAAAUGAAAAUGGUUCAAAAGACCAUGACAUUACAAAUAAAAGCAUAAAUCACCUCAAAAUGUGUUAGAGAAAAACAUACGCCGCCGAUAAUGCAUAUGGUCGAGAGCCACAGAUAUAGCCACAUACUCAUUUUGCAGCUGUAUUUGGAGAUGUCAAGAUCUCUGCACCAGGGAACGGCAAAAAAGACGCGACAACAAACCUUGACUUUUAACGGUGUUUAUUCUCACUAAUCACGGGAGGACCCCCAGAACGGGGUGUGAAGGCGUUCACAAUGCCCUGUCGCGGCAGAAAGCCCCAGAUCCUUCCGAAAUUCCCUUACUGUCGCUUUCCGCCGGCCAGGGUGGAAAGCAGGCUGCAGUGGCUGGAGGCUCGGUUCGCGCAGCUGGACCGCAGCCUGCAGAGCCUGGCGCUGCAGUUCGACCAGCGGGCCGCCAUGCUGCGGGAGGACCUGAGGCGGGAUGUGCCGCGGCCGCCCGCGGCCAGGUGAGCUCAGCCGGGGAACAAAGGCACGGAGCAAAGCCCGGCUCCACGCCGGCCUCGGGCACUGUCCCGGGGCAGGCUGUGCCAGCGCCUCAGCGCCCUCACGGGGAAGGAUUUAUCCCUGACAUCCCGCCUAACGCUGCUCUCCGGCUCUGGGCAGCCAUUCCCGCCCGGCCUAUCGCGACAGCCGAGCCCGCCUUCCCUCUGAGAGCCUCUGUCUCCUAGCAGGCUCGGCGGAGCACCUGGAAGAGGAGCAGGAGGAGACGGGAGAAGAGGAGGUGAAGAAGGAACGAGGGCAGCAGAAGGAGGAGAAAGCGGAGCAGGAGGCGGAGCCCUCAGCCGGACGGCGGGAACGGCCCCAGAGUGAGGGGCGGGGCGCAGCGGGGCCGCCAUUGCGGAGCCGCGGCCUCUCCCGGCCUGCGGAGCGUAUUGCUGGGCCAAGUGGAAAAAUCGUGUGAGGAGACAGAUGACCCCCACAGUUUCAAGUCAUACAAAAAGGCCCUGAUGUUGUCCUGAGUGCUGUUCCUCUACCUCGAGUCAGUAUGUCGAAGAAAUCCAAGGCCCCGCUUUCCUUGUCCGACUGCCUCUGCCAAAUUUGCAUGGAGAUCUUUGUGGAGCCUGUCACGCUGCCGUGCAGCCAUACCCUGUGUAAUUCCUGCUUCCAGAUGACGGUGGAAAAGGCCAGCCUUUCGUGCCCCUUUUGUAGGCGUCGAGUCUCUUCCUGGGCACGCUACAAUACCCGCAGAAAUACUCUGAUCAACUGGGAGCUCUGGGAGAAGAUUCAGAAGAAUUACCCCGAGGAGUGCGAGCGCAGGAUGAACGGACAGGAUUUGGACGAGGAAAUCUGUGUCCCCAAGCCGCAGCACCAGCUGAGCAAGCCUGGGGAGCUGAGGCAGGAAUAUGAAGCAGAGAUUAGUAAGGUGGAGGCAGAAAGGCGAGCGCACGAACAGGAGGAGAACAAAGCGAGUGAGGAGUACAUCCAGCGGCUGCUGGCAGAGGAGGAGGAGGAGCACAGGCUGGCACAAGAGAGACGGAAGGAGAUGGAGAAGCAGCUGAAACAAGAUGAAGAGCUGGCCUGGCAGCUCAGUAACAGUCUGAAUGAGGAUCCUGAGGGACACGUGCCCGGCAGCCCGUCACCAGCACACAGCCUCUCCCUUCAGACAUCCCCGCUGAACCUGAGCAAGGCAAGGAACAAACCAAGCAACUCUGGAGACAUUCAGAAGUAUCUGUCUCCAAAGAAUUAUGGUAUGUUAGGAUCAGCAUCGUUCUCCAGUACCACAGGAAGAGGCGGGAGCAACUCUGUCUCUGGGGAGACCAACAGCAAUGAAGGCAGCAGAUCUGCAGUGCAGGAUGAGCAAGAGGAAAUGCCAACCCUGUCUCCACAGCUGACCAGUGUAAAUAAAGAUUCUGGAGCUAAGGAUUCAUUUUUGGAAUCAUGCAUGAACUAUUUCAGCGCCUCAGCUUCAGGUGAAACUGCCACUGUCAAGCAGGAAAAAACACCAGGACCAAACGGUUUAGAAGAUGGAGUUCCAGAUGCACUUCAUGGAACCACAGAAGGGGAAGGGUCUAGGACAGUUCUUCUUAGAUCCAAAGGAGAUGAUGAUGGAAUUGAGUCAGACAGUGGCAAUUUGACACAUGUCCAAAGGGUAAACCUUGAAAAGUCUGAUGAAACUUGUACCUCUGGUCAGUUAGAAAUGAAUUGCGUGAUGUCUCACAGCCAGACUGUGUUGCCUGGUCUGGGGAAGGAGGCUGGACACUCAAAUGAAGAGACACCAGACAGGCCACAGAACUCUAAGGAGACUCCCAAAAGGAAGUUGGUGGAAGCCCCAGCUGAUGGCGUGAUUGACUUGGACAUGCUUGAUAAGAGGAGAAGAACCUUUUCAGAAAGUGUAGAAGACCAAGGAGAGCAGAUGAAUGAUUUUAACUUGCAGACACAAAGAGCCUUUGAGCAGGAGUUCUAUGAAAGGCGCAGGCAGGAGGAGCAGGACAGGCUCUUGGCUCUGCAGCUGCAGAAGGAGCUGGACAAGGAGGACAGGACACUGAACAGACAGAAGGGCUCUCCCGACGAGUAUCUGCUUCGCACCAAACCACCCCGGUCUGGCAAAGACUCCUCUGCCAGGAAGGGAACUUCCAAGGGGGCAAAAGACUCAAAGGGAUCAAAAACCCAGGCUGAAACCAAUCACCACAAGACUCGCAAAGGUUCCUGCAAUGAAAACUGGCAGUCCCCUGCCAGGGUCCGGGUGAAAUCCCCCAGCAUCAAGGAAGGAAAGGUUUUGAAUUGCGUGGUUAAUACCAGUGACACAAAUGAUAUUUGUUCACUGCCUAAGAACAAGCAAAAGACAAUCCUGCAGAUGUUUAAAAGCCCUGUUGCGGAGUAGAUCAGAGCCAUGGACAUGUGGCAGUGGGAGCUGUGGUGAUGCUCUCCUGUGCUGGGCGAAGCUUCCCUAAGCAGUUCUGAGUGGUUGCCUUGGAGGGGAACCACUUUGGGCAGGGGUGCUGUGAGUUCUGAGAAGUUCUAGUAACACACGCCCCCAGAAUGUAACAUUUUUUAAUUGUUCCUUUCUUGAAUCUUAUUUUCUAGCACUUGCAGCACUUCUUGCAGGAAUCGGAGUAUUUCUUAUUUUCUAACUUGCAUUUAUGUGGUUUGGAGUGUGAAUACUGGUAGUGUUGGAAAGCAACGAUAACUGAUGGUCUGAAGAGAACAUGAGAAUCCAAAGCACAUUCCAUGGAGGAAGCAAAUGAAAAACGAGUCUGUAUUCCCAGCUGGCUGUCAGCUGCAAGUUGAAGCUUCCCUCAGCACAACCACUGUUCUGUAAAUUGAAGCACCUUGCUGGAAUUCAAGCUGCUGCUGGAAUUGCAUUGUUGGCACAGCCAUUAACAGGAGUGUAAGCAGACAGCCACUCUUUCCCCCUCAUAUGCUAAGCCCUCCCUUCAACGAAGAGGACAGAAACAGGUCAUUCUCCACUGCCACAGCCGAGGAUCAUUCCUGGAUGCCAAGGCUGUGGGCAUUCACCUCUGUUCACAGAGAUCCCUCCUGCAGAUCUCAUUUUCCCUGCUGUUAAGAACAAGACACUUUUGUUUUCUUGUUGUUAAAAUCCUGUUAAUGGUACAUGUGAAUGUACAAUGGUGUUACUAUACUUAAUGCUGGUUUAUUUUCAUGCUCAGCUAGUUGGAGUGUGAUUAAAACAAUAGUCCAGAAGCCAGUUACGAUGGAGAAAGUAAAGUUAAAAGGGAAAGAAGCAACUGAAGACUGGAGCUGUCAGUAAUGACAUAACUGUAAUUAGAAAUUCACAUAACUGCCCAGCCUGGCUGUAAGUGUUCCCCUCCAUUUUUAGAGGCACUACUAAAUACCGUUCCUGUUGGGUUUAAAGCUAAAAUAACUCAAAGAAGUGCAUAGAUGUGGAGGUGCCAAGGCCUGUAGGAAGUUGAGGCUGGGGAAGAGGCAACCAGAUCCUACUAUGCAGAGGAAGUUUUCUUGCUAAGUGUUUCAUCUGUUGUUUUAUGAAGCCAUAAUUUGACUUUUCUUUGCUCCUUGGGAGCUACUUUUGCACUGUCUAUGUUUAAAAUGGAGCCAAGUGCCAGCUGCAGUGCUGAAGGGUGUGUGCUAGUCAUCAAAGUCAGCAGAUGUUUGAGUUUUGUCCUUUUUUUUGAACACUAUUAAUGACUUUAAUUCUGUUCUAGGACAUUCCUAACAGACUUGUUUCUUCAGCAGCAUCUUCUGAUGGUUUAAGUUUUAAAAAACCAAAUUUCAUGGAAAGCAUGACCACCACACUGAGCCAAAAAUAUGAAUUGUUGGGAUUUUUUUUUCCCCCCAAAGCCUGCAUAUCGUUAUCAUUGGUGGGCUCCUCAUAAAUAAAUAAAUAUAUGUUCUGUUCAGAGAUGUUUUUUGAGAAAGUUACAACAGGUGACCUGUGGCAAAUCCUUUGCUCUUUCUCCUGCUGCCUCAGCCAUUGUUCUGGAAGCUUUCCUUCAAUGUGGGUCUGUUUUUCCUUAAUCCUUAACACAGUUGGGAUUAUUUUCUGGUUUACCCAUGAUAUCAAAAAAACAUAACUAAAGGUUUGUUGUUUUUUUUAAGGCAGAGCUACUGACUGUUUCCACGCUGGUGACUCUCAGCCUGUCCAGUCAGGGUAAGCCUGUGAAAAAAAAACAACCAAUUUUCAAAGCAGAAUGCAAAAAAACCCAAAACCCACAGGACUAAAAAUCGAUUGUUAGAUAAAACCAAACUUAAGUGCAAAAUAUACAAAACCUGUCACCUAUAGCAGCAGCCUUAUCCGAGGUGGGAUGCUACAAGCCCCCAAAUGACCCCAUUCCUCAUCAUAUCCAUGGCACAAUAAUCCUCACCAGGCAUAACUUGGCUUAUUCUUUUAGAUCUUCAUUGUUAGAGGGUGGGAUUUGGCCGCUGCUGAGUGGAUUUGGGUUGUACCAACAGCUUGUUUCUGACCCUGUGGUCCGGGAGCUUUGAGGGAGGUGAAAUC